This is a messenger RNA of Gordionus sp. m RMFG-2023, 471 nucleotides long. RefSeq lists its product as uncharacterized. Lineage: Eukaryota; Metazoa; Nematomorpha; Gordioida; Chordodea; Parachordodidae. The coding region runs from base 1 to 471 and encodes 156 amino acids. The transcript has a single exon. The record is from RefSeq and is a predicted model, not a curated record.
AUGGUGGAGGAUAGGAAUGAUGUAAAGAUCACGAGUAUUUUGGAGUUGUUCAAUACAAAACCGGACAAACUUGAGUCUUCCAGAGAGUAUUUCGAUAGACUGAAAGGGUAUGGUUCGGGGCUCAAUCCAGAAUUUUUGUCGGUGCAUUUUAUGUUGAAUUGUCGUAAUGAAAAGUUAAAAACAAGGUUGAUUGAAGAAAAUACUACAGAGAUUAAUAUUAUAGAGGACAUUGUUGUCAAAUUUGAAUCGUUGGAUAUCAAUAAUAAUAAAACAGAUGUAGAGAAAGAUUCUUGGAGAAGAGAGGAUAGAACCGAUUGGCAAGACUUUUCGUCUUGGAAAGAGAACAAGCAGACUUUUAAGGCCAACAACAACAAUUACAACGGCAGCAACAACAACAACAACGGCAGCAACAACAACAACAACAGCAAUUACAACAAUUUCAAAAAGACGGUGAUGAUACACCCCUUAUAA